AUGAGUGAGCAUUACGUCGGCAGCCAAGCCAAGGGCUUUAAUCAGCCCUAUGGCUAUCCGAUGAAUUGCAAUAUGUCACGUGUAUUCAUGGAAAUGACAGAAGAAGAUCGAAAAUGCCUAGAAGAACGAAAAUAUUGGUGCUUCAUGCUUAGCAGCAUCGUGACAUUCUGCGUGUCGAUGCUUCUGGUGGUGACAUGGCGAAUCGUCACGCAUCUGUUCUGCCAACGACGAGAACGUGACGACGACAUCGUCGCCGUUCCGACCAUCCAGGUAGGCUUGAACAGCAAGCAUAGCGCCACCAAGGCUGAAUUCGACAGUAUGGCAUUAAAGCAGGAAGAGAAACACUUAGGUUGGAUGACAGAGGCAAAGGACUGGGCUGGUGAAUUAAUAUCUGGUCAGAGUCUAACGGGUCGCUUUCUGGUCGUCCUAGUAUUCGUGUUGUCUCUCGGCUCGCUUGGGAUCUACUUCUACGAUGCCAGUUUUCAGAACUUUCAAGUGGAGACAUGCAUACCGUGGCAGGAGAGUCCGUCGCAGCAGAUCGAUCUUGGAUUCAACAUCUUCUUUCUUGUGUAUUUUUUUAUUAGAUUCAUUGCUGCCUCCGAUAAAGUAUGGUUCCUUCUGGAGUUGUACUCGUUUAUCGACUACUGUACCAUACCACCCAGUUUUGUUGCUAUUUAUUUACAAAGAAACUGGUUAGGCUUUCGUUUUCUUCGCGCCUUGCGUUUGAUGACCGUACCAGAUAUUUUGCAAUACCUCAAUAUUCUAAAGACCUCGUCUUCGAUUCGACUCACUCAACUUGUAACUAUUUUCGUAUCCGUCUGUCUUACGGGUGCCGGUGGCGUGCACUUGUUCGAGAACUCGGGCGAUUUCUUCAAGGGUUUCAUCAAUCCGCAUCGAAUCACCUAUGCGGAUUGCGUAUACUUUGUGCUCGUUACAAUGUCAACAGUGGGUUACGGUGACAUAUACUGUACGACGUUGUGCGGCCGCAUUUUCAUGGUGUUCUUUAUUCUCGGCGGUCUUGCUAUGUUCGCCAGCUAUGUACCAGAAAUCGCUGAUUUAAUUGGAAAUCGACAAAAGUAUGGUGGAGAAUACAAGGGCGAACACGGCAAGAAGCACAUUGUUGUGUGCGGUCACAUCACUUAUGACUCGGUCAGUCAUUUCCUCCAGGAUUUCCUACACGAAGACCGCGACGAUGUCGACGUCGAAGUUGUCUUCCUUCAUAGGGUAGUACCAGAUCUCGAGCUGGAGGGUCUGUUCAAGCGGCACUUCACUAAAGUGGAGUUCUUCACCGGCACCGUAAUGGACUCUCUGGACUUGUCGCGGGUCAAGGUCUCUGAUGCGGAUGCUUGUUUGGUGUUAGCGAACAAGUACAGUACGAAUCCUGAUGCGGAGGAUGCAGCUAACAUUAUGCGGGUGAUUUCUAUUAAAAACUACUCAAGUGAUAUUCGAGUAAUUGUACAGUUGAUGCAAUAUCACAAUAAGGCUUACUUAUUAAAUAUUCCAUCGUGGGACUGGCGACGGGGUGAUGACGUGAUUUGCUUGGCUGAGCUGAAACUCGGCUUUAUCGCACAAUCCUGUCUCGCACCAGGCUUUUCCACGAUGAUGGCGAAUUUGUUCGCGAUGAGGUCGUUCAAAACGUCGCCGCACACACCACCUUGGCUGAACGACUACCUUCGGGGUGCAGGCAUGGAGAUGUACACCGAAAAAUUGUCGCAUGCCUUUGUUGGAAUGUCAUUUCCGGAAGCCGCGGACCUGCUCUUUACCCGACUUGGACUUCUUUUAUUGGCUAUCGAGUUAAAAGAUGAAGAGAACAAAGAAUGUGAUAUCGCCAUCAACCCCGGGCCUUCAUGCGUGAUUCAACCACAAACCCAGGGCUUUUUCAUUGCUCAAAGUGCCGACGAAGUGAAGCGAGCUUUCUUCUGGUGCAAGCAGUGUCACGAAGACAUUCGGGAUGUUUCGCUCAUCAAAAAGUGCAAAUGCAAGAACUUGGCUCUCUUUCGACGGAGUACCAAGCACAGCACAGCACACGGUAAGUCUUCGCUACUUAACGAUUACCUUUUUCUUAGGCCAUCGUCGGGCAAGAGGAAUUCGAUGUCAAUUCCUCCAGAUGGGCGUGGUGUUGAUUUCACUAAAGACUUCGAGCAACAAGAUAUGAAAUACGAUUCGACCGGAAUGUUUCAUUGGUGCCCUGCGCGGAAUUUGGACGAAUGCGUAUUGGAACGUCAUCAAGCCGCCAUGACAGUGCUGAAUGGACAUGUUGUCGUGUGCCUUUUCGCUGAUCGUGAUUCACCACUGAUUGGCUUAAGGAACUUCAUAAUGCCUUUAAGGGCCUCAAAUUUCCACUACCACGAACUGAAACACGUGGUGAUCGUUGGUGACUUGGAAUAUCUACGCAAAGAAUGGAAAACACUCUACAAUCUUCCCAAAAUCUCCAUUCUAAAUGGUUCUCCAUUAUCUCGAGCAGAUUUGAGAGCCGUUAACAUCAAUCUGUGCGAUAUGUGCGUAAUCAUAUCAGCUCGAGUGCCAAACACCGAGGAUACGACAUUAGCCGAUAAGGAGGCAAUUUUGGCAUCUUUGAACAUAAAGGCAAUGCAGUUCGACGACACACUGGGAUUUUUCCCUCUACGAGGUGGUGAUCGUAGUCCACUGGGCAGCCCAAUAAGUAUGCAGAAAAAGGGUGCUCGUUUGGGCACUAACGUGCCCAUGAUCACGGAGUUAGUGAACGAUUCGAACGUGCAGUUCCUCGACCAGGAUGACGACGAUGAUCCCGACACCGAGUUGUACCUCACACAGCCAUUUGCUUGUGGCACUGCUUUCGCUAUUUCUGUCUUGGAUUCCUUGAUGAGCACUACCUAUUUCAACGAUUCUGCGUUGACUUUGAUUAGAACGCUUGUAACCGGUGGAGCAACUCCAGAGCUCGAAUUAAUUCUGGCAGAAGGAGCAGGCCUCCGCGGUGGAUAUAGUACGCCUGAGACGUUGGCGAAUCGCGACCGCUGUCGAAUCGCUCAGAUCGCUCUCCACGAUAAUCCUUACGAAGGAAUUGGGCACAAUUCGACAUACGGUCAAAUGUUCACAACGUCAUUGAAGAAAUACGGCCAACUCUGCAUCGGUCUGUACCGGUUGCACGACCAGGAUAAUCCGGAGUCCGUAAAGCGAUAUGUAAUUACAAAUCCGCCUGCAGAACUUAGAAUCAGGAGCUCCGAUUAUGUGAGUAUUUUUCUAAGCUAUGAAUGA
This is a messenger RNA of Angiostrongylus costaricensis, 3234 nucleotides long. The record is from the annotation of a GenBank genome assembly. NCBI's taxonomy places the organism in Eukaryota, Metazoa, Nematoda, Chromadorea, Rhabditida, Metastrongylidae.